Messenger RNA from Antechinus flavipes (yellow-footed antechinus), 4592 nucleotides. RefSeq names its product glutamate decarboxylase like 1 (gene GADL1). Gene Ontology annotation, biological process: carboxylic acid metabolic process. Gene Ontology annotation, molecular function: pyridoxal phosphate binding; carboxy-lyase activity. Gene Ontology annotation, cellular component: cytoplasm. Lineage: Eukaryota; Metazoa; Chordata; Mammalia; Dasyuromorphia; Dasyuridae. Bases 178 to 1713 code for a protein of 511 amino acids. The transcript is spliced from 15 exons. The record is from RefSeq and is a predicted model, not a curated record.
GAUCCCAGGGGCAGCCUCAGCAACAGCAGCAGCAGGCGCCGCCCUUAGACAGCUGCGAAGGCAGCAGCAGCCCGCAGCGGGGAAGUGACCCAGCCCUCCUGUCCUCCUCAGGAACUGCAAGCACGGGCUUCGCCAGCCACCACUGAGGCCACUGAGGCGAGCAGCAGCACCUGCGAGAUGGAGGUUGAUUCUGAACAACAGGAAAUGGUCCCAAAUAAGAGGAAUGUCAUCUUAGUAGAUGGUGUCGUACUCAACGGUCCCACAACAGAUCCAAAAGCAGGAGAAAAAUUUGUGGAAGAGGCCUGUCGCUUGAUCAUGGAAGAAGUAAUCCUGAAAGCUCCAGAUGUCACAGAGAAGGUUUGUGAAUGGCAGCCUCCGGAGCAGCUGAAGCAACUGCUUGAUCUGGAGAUGAGGGACACUGGGGAACCACAUCAGAGACUCUUGAAACUUUGCCAGGAUGUCAUCCGAUACAGCGUCAAAACCAAUCACCCAAGAUUCUUCAAUCAGCUGUAUGCUGGCCUUGAUUACUAUUCCCUGGUUGCUCGGUUCAUCACAGAGGCUUUGAACCCAAGUGUUUAUACCUAUGAGGUGUCCCCAGUGUUUCUGUUAGUGGAAGAAGCUGUUCUGAAGAAGAUGAUCGAAUUCAUUGGCUGGAAAGAAGGGGAUGGCAUUUUUAACCCAGGUGGCUCUGUGUCCAAUAUGUACGCCAUGAAUUUGGCACGAUACAAAUACUAUCCUGAGAUUAAGGAAAAGGGACUCUUUGGAUUGCCCAGACUAGUUCUUUUCACAUCAUCAGAGUGCCAUUACUCCAUGAAGAAGGCAGCAUCUUUCCUUGGAAUCGGUACGCAGAAUAUUUACUUUGUGGAGACAGACUCAAGAGGUAAGAUGAUACCUGAGGAACUGGAGAAACAAGUCCAACGAGCCAGGAAAGAGGGGGCUGCCCCGUUUCUCGUCAGCGCCACCGCCGGGACAACUGUACUGGGGGCAUUUGAUCCUCUAGACGAAAUAGCAGAUAUCUGCACCAGAUACAACCUAUGGCUCCAUGUAGAUGCAUCUUGGGGUGGCUCAGCUUUGAUGUCAAGGAAGCAUCGCAAGCUUCUGCAUGGCAUCCACAGGGCUGAUUCGGUAGCCUGGAACCCACAUAAGAUGCUUAUGGCUGGGAUCCAGUGUUGUGCUCUUCUUGUGAAAGACAGCUCGGACCUUCUGAAGAGAUGUUACUCUGCAAAGGCAUCUUACCUCUUCCAACAAGAUAAGUUCUAUGAUGUCAGCUAUGACACAGGAGACAAGUCGAUCCAAUGUAGCCGCCGGCCUGAUGCAUUCAAGUUCUGGAUGACCUGGAAGGCUCUGGGGACGCUGGGUCUUGAAGAAAGAGUGAACCGGGCUCUUGCAUUAGCGAGGUACCUUGUGGAGGAAAUUAAGAAAAGGGAAGGAUUCCGACUGCUUUUAGAGCCCGAGUUUGCUAACGUUUGCUUUUGGUACAUUCCGCCAAGUUUAAGGAAGAUGGAAGAAGGACCUGAGUUCUGGGCAAAGCUGAACCUGGUUGCCCCUGCCAUUAAAGAGAGGAUGAUGAAGAAGGGAAGUAUGAUGCUGGGCUAUCAGCCACAUCAGGGAAGAGUUAACUUCUUUCGUCAGGUGGUGAUCAGCCCCCAAGUGAGCCGUGAGGACAUGGACUUCCUCCUCGAUGAGAUUGACCUCCUAGGUAGAGACAUGUAGCCAUUGCUCAAAAAGGCCCCAGAGCACAAAUCCCACUGAGCAGAAGUUUCCCAAUGAAGAACAUCUGGGGCCUUAUUACAGAUAAUGUUGUUCUUCAGAUGCUCAUUAGGAAAUGCUACAGUAACUUUAAAAUCCAAUUGCUUAGAGUACAUCUUAAAAGUGCCUCAAAAACCUCCAAAGUCUAGAAAAGCAAGAGCAACAGAAGAAUGAAAAUAGCAUCAGUGCUGCUCUUGUGAUUUGGACACCUUCUUUAGGAAGGUUGUCUGGGAGGAGUGUUCUCAGAGGGCAAGCUUCCUGGGUAUUAAGCAGCCAUCCCCUCUUUAAAAGAUUCAAGGAACUCCUAAAUGUAGGAAUUUUGAUUCUUAUGCCUCAUAUUCAUCAAUGAUUCACACUUAACACUUUAGAGGAGCUUUGGAAUGGAUGAGAGAAGAGCUGGGCAUUGUCCAGCCAGGAGUUUGAGCUUGCUCCGGUUCCUCUAAAAAUAGACUCCAUAAGAUAGCUCUCGCCUAGAUCUUUGGUGGCCCUAGAAGCAUGUUAAAGCUAUUUUUUAAAAAAGAGGAAUGAUGAAAGAGGUUUAUGUGAAAGAGAGAUCUUUUUUAUAUGGACUGAUUGUGGCAAAUUAUUGGAAUUCAACAUGGGACUGAUCUAAUCUCCCUAUGGAUUAAAAAAAAAAACUUUCAAAUUACUUAGUAGGCCAUAUAUUAUUAUUAUUUUUUUUCAUCAAAGAUUAACAGCCCCAGAAAUAUUCUUUCAUCCUUGUCUUCUGGACCACAUUCUUAUUUUGCUCUAAAUCCCGUUAUUUUGUUUUGGCUAAAUCCAGCCAUAUGAACCUACUUCUACUACCAUAAAACAAAGGAACCAAUAAGAUAAUAUUCAUCUUCCUCUCUUGAGAGGGUGAGGGCCACUUAACAAACAAAAUUGUUAAUUCAUAUAGAUAUCAUGUUUUAAUGCUUACAAAGCACUUUGAGAUUGGUAGUACAAAUAUUAUAUCGGAUUUUACAGAUGAAGAAACAGAGGUUUGGAGAGGGUAAAUCUGGGGUUUUACCCAUGUCUCCUGAUUCCAAUCCCAGCACUUUUCCCACACUGAUAUCGCUUUGGAUAGGAAGAAGAGGCUAGACCUAACUUAAAUCUCAAAAGUUAGAACCUUGGUCAUGAAAUUAAAUGAUCAUCAAAUAUCUUGAAGUUACUAGAAGGAAGGCAAUAAUAGAUUUUCAUUAAUCCCCAAGACUGUUCCUUAUCACAUACUCACAGAGGUUGGUUUUGUUGCCACCAUUUAUGGAUAACACAGCUCUACUAGGAUUCCAUCCAUCUUUUAACGAGGAUUUAUUAAGUGCUUAUUAUAUGUUAGGCACUGUGCUAAGCGCUGGGAACAAAAAUAUAAAAAAAUUAGUUUUUGACCUCAAAGAGCUUUUAUUCUAUUGAUACAUGAUCCUUUUGGAAGGUUUUGACAUUUUAGCAAAUUAUCCUUAGCAAAAAAGUCCCUUCAUUUUAGGAGUUUUGGGAAUUAUUAUUUUCCAGUUAAUUAUUUCUCUUCUUUUGGUGGCUUGGUUUGCUUUGAAAUAAUCGUUGUGUGUUUUUAUGAAGGCUGAAGAGCAAACUAAACAAUGUGGUCAUAUAUUAUUUAUUGUUCAUUUUCCAACGCUGUGAGUAGCUGAGAAGCUGAAAGCAGAAGUUUUCUUGUUUGUGCUUAGUUUGUUCAUCGAGAUAGCAAUGACCAAUGCAGUCUUUUCUCUUUCACAUCUCAAGUACUGAAAAUUGUCUCUAAAUGAAGUGCUUUAAUGCCUUCAAUUGACAUGUCCAGUGUUGUACAACAUUCCCAUUUACGAGCUCCAAAAUACCAGUAAUUUAUUGUGGGCAGAAGAUAAUAGAUAAAAAAUAAAAAUAGGAGCUCUUCACCAACAGACUAAAAUGCCUUCACAGUCGUUCCUGGGAGUGGAAAAUCUUGAUCCCAUCUAUAAGCCUAAUUCUAGCUUUCUCUAUGAAUUUUCCUUGAUAAAGGACUGAACAGAAUUAGGCCCUUUAGAUACAUAGUUUGUCAUAGUAAGCCCUGUAUAGCUCUCUUCUAAGUAGAUUGGCUGUAUUGGAAUUGUGUUUCCAUUUUUUAUAGAUCUGGGCUAUACUGCCCCCCCCAAAAAAAAAUUGAAAGUGGUAAAAGUAUUAGAGUUUUACCUAAUCUGUUACUUUUCCUAAAGACAAAAAUUAUGUAGACAUACUCCAUCUAACACUAAUUGAUUCUCUUCAAAACACAGUGUAAGGUGAAAUGAUGUUACUUAGGAACUAGGCUAUGGAUGGAUGGCUGGCCAGACAGAUUGACACAUAGGAUUUAUGACUUUUUAGUGGGGUUUAGUUGAAAAUGUUUUCAUAAGAUUGUUGAUAGGACAGCCUUAUCCAAAACAGUCUGUGCUAUCAUUGUAGGCUUUGAAAAUCCAAGAAUCGAUAUCAAGAAGUUCUCUUUUUAUAUUUAAAGUUACUAUUUUUCAUUUUAGCAUCUUGUUUCUGUCUUAUGUUUCCAUUAUGUCAGAAUGGUUAAGAUAUGUUUACCAACAUGCCUCUAAAUUUUGAUAGAUGCUUACUAGCUAUGCAAUGAUGACAUGGUUUGUAUUUGUUUUCAUUUAAACAACAAAAUAAACAAGAGUUUUUUUUAAAGUCUGCACAUAAUAUUUCUGUAAAUCGACAUUUGCAUCCUCAUGAUGCAAAAUGAACAUUAGAGCAUAAAUUUUUCAUCUGACUUGUUUUUUUUUCUGUCAUCUACUAUUUACUCAUUUUAGCAUUUAUAUACCAUAACAUCUCCCCUGGAUUAGGCUGCCAUUUUAGCAGUAGAGACAAGAGACUUCUUGUCUUGUAGUUGAUUUGAAUAAAAUUAAACAAGAGAAACAAAA